Trematosphaeria pertusa is the source of this 297-nucleotide messenger RNA. RefSeq lists its product as uncharacterized. The annotation marks the transcript as partial. The record is from RefSeq and is a predicted model, not a curated record. NCBI's taxonomy places the organism in Eukaryota, Fungi, Ascomycota, Dothideomycetes, Pleosporales, Trematosphaeriaceae. The transcript is spliced from 2 exons.
GAAAUACGCUGGGCGCUGUCAGCGUCAAAGGAAGUACUAGAGGCAGCCUGGAGAGAUAAUCAAGUUGUCCUUUUUGCCAGUACAGUCGCAGAUCCUGCUCAGUACAUCGAAAAGCUCCGUCGACGCUCCAAAACAGCAUCAAACAACAAGAAGAUCUUUUCGGACGCCUUUGGCAACGAGCCUGUCAAGUUACUGGGGAUACCGACGAUGAUAGACGAUUACAAUACCCACAAGAGCGAGGUUGAUCGAUUUGAUCAGUGUAAAAGCUACUACUCCGUCCAGCAGGCCAAACGGCGU